UUAUCAAAUAUGGCGGACGCUUUGGGGGACGAAUGGUGGUUGAGUGAAAAAGACGUCGAGGAUACAGAGAUUGAAACAGAACGGAAAAAUAAGCGGCGAAAAGGUGAAGAUGUCGAAGGUCAUUCGGAGAACAACAGCAGUAAACAAAUAAAGCUCAGUGAUGAUGGUCCAAAUGAAUCAAAAGCAAAGAAAAGGAGGAAAAAGUCUAAGAUUGAAAGUAUAUCAACAAAACUUCAUGGCUCAGAAGCACCAAAUGUAUUGUGGUCAACUUUCUGUGACAGUACUGCAGGAUCACUGACAACAUUAGAACUUGAGGAUGUGAGCAUUGAUGAUUCCUGUUGUUUGGUGGAUGAUUCUAUUCACAGCGGAUCUCUAAAUGAACUCCUUUCUUACCUGAAUAAUGUUGUUCCUCAGUGGACAAGAGAUGUGGAUAAACUAAACAAUAAAGGUGAUCAUGGCUCUCCCUUGCUCCUGUUUGUUUCAUCAGCAGCUACAAGAGUUGUGGAACUUAACAGGGCAGCGACAGAAUUCAAAGGAAAAUGCAAAACGGUUAAAUUAUUCGCCAAGCACAUGAAGGUUUCAGAGCAGGAGCGGUUUCUAGAGUCCCAGGUGGUUCAUUUCGGUAUUGGAACACCAAGUCGAAUUUUAAAGCUAAUACAGAAUGAUUCAUUAAAAACUAAAAGAUUGAAGUAUGUAAUUCUUGACUGGACAUGGAGAGAUCAAAAGCUGCGGAGAAUGAUAGAUAUACCAGAAGUGAGAGGAGAACUCAUUUCGUUGUUGAAGGAUUUUAUUUUUCCUUUAGCAAAAGCUUCAAAGCUCAAGAUUGGAUUAUUCUAAUGCUGGAACAUGCCCCUUUUUCCGGUGGUAAAUGUACAUAGCUAACUGGCACGGAAUGCAGAUCCGAAUUCCUUUGAUUACAGCGAACAAAGUUUAUUAAAAUCUGUAUAGACUUUCCCACGUUAUUCACACACAACUUUAUCCAUCACUCCCUUCUUAUUCUUUUCAAUUACGAAAUGUCUUAUUCUCCAAACCGAGUCAGUUUACAACACUCCUAAAACAUUAGAACUCUCGUAAGAUCGUCUAAGGAAGGGUGUUUAUUUAAGAAUGGCCGUAAUGUGACCCAAGCCUCUGUCUCUAAAUCCUUCGCCUUCUGUUUAGACCCAAGUAAGGCCUGUCUCUCUUUAAUGCGUUUCAACUUUUCCUGUUGUAGCUCUUUCGUUUUCUCAGAUAUUAAGUUCCUCAAGGAUUCUUUUAGCGCACCCAACUGAUAUUCUGUGAGUUUUUCCAGUUCGUCGCUUGUGAAUUUCGCUUCCGUUUCAUGCUGGAACAAAGCCGCGAAGAGUUUGCACAGAAAGGCAAACGGACUGAUCGCGCUAUUGGAUUUUACUUUGAAACGCUUCAACUUCACGUCAAUAUUUCGUUCUGCUACUAAAUACUCCCGAAUCCUGGAGUAGAGAGUUUGCCUUUGCGUUUUCUUUAAUAUUUUAACGCAAUUCCUGCAUGUAGCACUUUGAUUUCUUUGAGAGCGAAUCUCUACGACGUAGCUUGUAUCUGUAGGGUCUACAGGUUCACUUCCUGUUGUGCUGUUGUAAGCGACAGUUUGGUCCUUAACAUCGACACAAACGGAAUCUGCCAUGGUUUGCUUCUUUUCCCAUCAACGAAUAAGUUACUUUCUUAAACCAAAAUGUGCGUCAUAAGUGAACAAACACGUGAAGCGCGCGCGCUGAGGAAGCGAAAGCCGAGGGGACGCGCGUUUCUCCUCCGGCGGGAAGAUUUGGGACACGUCGGGGAGAAGUUUGCCGGGGCUCUAGCAGAGCUUGACCUUUCACAGCCAUCUUGCCGGCUCCCGUCGGUCAAGGCUUCUUAUUUUCUCGCGGGCGGGAAAACGCUCGCGCCGAAGUGCUACUAACAUGACCUGCUCGUAGGCUAACUGUGAAUUCUUUCAUUGAGGUCAGAAUUUUAAUAAUCCUUUCUCCA
This is a messenger RNA of Pocillopora verrucosa, 1977 nucleotides long. Its product is annotated as protein CMSS1-like. Lineage: Eukaryota; Metazoa; Cnidaria; Anthozoa; Scleractinia; Pocilloporidae. Gene Ontology annotation, cellular component: nucleus; 90S preribosome. The record is from RefSeq and is a predicted model, not a curated record.